CUUCAACACCAGACCACCCCCAAACUUUUAACUUCGUACUCUCACAUGUUUGAGCCUUCCUUUGCAAAUUUAGCCUCAGAGGAUUGCAGACACGAAUUUUUUCGAUUUGUCAGGGGUCGUGACCCAGUUACUCUAUACCAUCUCGGAAUCCUCACUUCGCCAACUUUCAACUUCCAGCUCAUCCGGGCCGGAUAACACCACACCCCGCCAUGACAUCAGCUCCCCCACCGGGUCGAGCCAGCUCGCCUACGGGCAGCUUCUACGCCCUAAGCGACGACGAAGAGGGCGAGUAUGACACUAUCACACAUACAGAGACCGGCAAAGGGGUCAAGCUGUUGUAUUCCAAGAGCAAGGUCUACAUCCAUCCCACCCCGUCGGCAAAGGACAAUAUUCCGGGGUACAUAGCGCUGUUGCAACAAAAAGGACCUCACGGCGAACGACCUACGUCAUCAUCUUCAAAGAGCUCUAAUUCACCAGCUUCCGCGGAUCUCCUGCUUGCUUGGCUACCUGAAUCUUCUCUCGGCGACGCAGCGAGCAUCUAUGUCAAAGUCGACUUGAUCGAUGCCGAUUCCCCUCCAAAGCAGAGCUAUCUCGUACCACCACCUCCCACCGUGACCACCCAUAAAGGAUCAGUCGGUCAUUACGCCUUUGCAAUACCAGUUAGCGCCAUAUACUCGCUACUAGUACGCGCUCCGAGCUUGGGAUGGUGGUUUGGGUCUCUGGUGAUCAACACCAGAGCCGGGGACAGUUUUCCGGCUCUAUUCUUCCACGAUAGCGAAUGCCAAUCGACCAUACUCCAGAAAGAGAAGCGAGCCAGAGACAAUUUUGACCCGUUUGGCGAAAAUGGACAAAUGUUCUGGGGAGGCGACGAAGUUCUCCGCUGGCUGAAACGCUACGUCCGGAUCGAGAGGAGCGGUGCUGAGCCCAAUAUCUACUUAGUAGAGCCUACCAAGGAGGACAGCGAAGCCUUCGGUGGGAAACUAACUUCCAGUACACCCUCAUCAAUUGGUAGACGGGAUAGUUCCCAGGGUCUGCGCCCGCCUCGUGCUGGACGUUCGGCAGCAGGCUCUAGUAGCCAGAAUGACGCGGGUAUGGACCCUGUUAUGAAGUUUGUGAAGGAGACGGGGUGGAAUCUUCUGGAGAAAUUCAGCAAAGUUACUACAUUCACACGUAGAACAGCGCAGGACAUAGUAGACAACCCGAGGCUCCCGCCCCAAAUACGAAGAUUGAUGAGAAAUCCUGAGGUUCAAACAUUGCAGGAUGAAUUCGACAGUGCUAGGAUAUACCUCGCCCGAUGGGCUAUGGGUAUGGCCGAACAGAGCGAAAGGGAUAGAAACCAAAGGAUAUGGACUGCUCGCGAUGUCAUGGAGCUAGAAGAUACCGAUGUUGGGGAGUUCGAAUUGCUGGAGACGAGCAACAUGUCUUUGGAAGAGCGAAGAAAAAUAGUGACUCUAAAGGAGUGGGAAACUUUCUUCGAUCCUAGAACCGGACGUCUGGCAGUUACCAUUGAUGAGGUCAAAGAGCGAGUCUUCCAUGGUGGCUUGGAUCCAGAUGAUGGUGUUCGAAAGGAGGCCUGGCUGUUUCUGCUCGGUGUCUACGAUUGGUAUAGCACAGCAGAAGAACGAAAGGCUCAAAUCGCAUCUCUCAGGGACGAGUAUGUGAAAUUAAAGGCUGCGUGGUGGGAGAGGUUAGUUGAUCUUGGUGGUGAAGGCGAGGAAGGUGAAUGGUGGCGAGAACAGAGAUGCAGAAUUGAAAAGGAUGUGCAUCGAACGGACCGCACGGUUCCGAUUUUCGCAGGGGAAGACCUUCCUCACCCUGACCCUGACUCCCCCUUCGCUGAAGCUGGCACCAAUGUGCAUAUGGAACAGAUGAAAGACAUGCUUCUCACUUACAACGAGUAUAACAAAGAUCUCGGCUACGUUCAGGGGAUGUCUGAUCUACUUGCACCGAUAUAUGCCGUUAUGCAAGACGAUGCCAUUGCUUUCUGGGGCUUCCAGCGCUUCAUGGAACGAAUGGAACGAAACUUCCUCCGCGACCAGUCUGGCAUGAGGAAUCAGCUCCUCACACUCGACCACCUGGUUCACUUCAUGGAUCCGAAGCUAUACGCUCAUCUCCAAUCCGCCGAUAGUACCAACUUUUUCUUCUUCUUCCGCAUGUUGCUCGUCUGGUAUAAACGGGAGUUCAAGUGGAUGGAUGUUCUACAUCUUUGGGAAGUGCUCUGGACAGACUACCUCAGCAGUAGCUUCCACUUAUUCAUUGCAUUGGCUAUUCUAGAGAAGCAUCGAGAUAUAAUUAUGAUACAUCUAAAACAUUUCGACGAGGUUCUCAAAUAUGUUAACGAACUAUCAAACACGAUGGAUCUUGAGUUGAUUUUAAUCCGAGCAGAGGCAUUAUUCCGUCGUUUCAACCGGUUAAUCGAGGCCAUAGACAAGAAGCAGAACUUUCCGGUGCCGAGGGUCAUAAAAGACUCGCCAUCUCCAAACUCGACACCUGCUUCCGGGUCGUCAGGGGCGUCUCCACAGCCGAGGGCUAACAAUGGGAAAGCUCCCGAGGAACAGACGAAGAAGACGAUCACUCCUGAAUUACGGAAGUUGUUGAGUAGGACAAUAGAGGUUAUACCGCACACUAAGAAGGCCCAGAGUGUUACUACUGAAUCUACCUAGGAAAUGGUCGAUUUGAUGAUCGCUUAGACCAGGGUGAACUUCGAGCUUGAGGCAUGUGUAUUUUUAUCUUGGGAAAAAUCCGGAUUAUGCAUCAUGAGGUACGUGGGACUUAGAUUUUGGAGGAUAUGG
Annulohypoxylon truncatum is the source of this 2792-nucleotide messenger RNA. RefSeq names its product RabGAP/TBC. Gene Ontology annotation, molecular function: GTPase activator activity. Bases 210 to 2663 code for a protein of 817 amino acids. The transcript has 3 exons. NCBI's taxonomy places the organism in Eukaryota, Fungi, Ascomycota, Sordariomycetes, Xylariales, Hypoxylaceae. The record is from RefSeq and is a predicted model, not a curated record. Gene Ontology annotation, biological process: activation of GTPase activity.